GUUUGGAACGAGACGGAAAAUGGCGGCGACUCAGAGUCCUCUUUAACUUUAUGCUGCACUAGGAAUAAUAUCAGCAGAAACGCACUAGGAAUAUUCAGACAAAUCUGAACAUGGGUACUUCAUACGAUCUUAGGUCAGGUUGAUGAGGCUAUUGCUGUGAGUAGGACGUGUUGCUAAAAUUAUUUGCACAUAAAGUAAGAAACCUGCAUUGAACAAAGCGAGUAACGUUAUUUACGAGCAGUCUUGUUUAUGUAACUUUAGCUAAGUGUUCACAUUCAGCGCGCGUCAUCACAGGCUGAAAUAAGCGGUAACUUUAGCCCGGACAAAGUUGAACUAUGCUUUGAAGCAGCUUUACGUGACACAAGCUGUGGUUGUUUCCACGGUUCCCUCUGGAAGCACACGCCUCCUGCCUGUUUGUUUACUCGGCGGAGCCAUGUGGCCCCGCUCGGCGGGUCUUUGAUGAGACCACGGUAGUGGCCGCUCAAUUAGCCUUAGCCCGACAAAGGACUAUGGACGAUUUCAAGGCACGAUACAGCAAAAGGCUGCGCACAGGUACGCGGCGACGGUACCAUGACGAUGGCAUCUCUGAUGAGGAGAUUGAUGGAAAAAGAAUGUUCGACCUGGAGGAGAAAGUCAGCAGUCAGAGGUUCAGCUCUGGAUUGGUUGUUCGCAUGGAGGGAAAAGACUUUACAUACGAGUUCGUCCAGAAAGGUGGUCUGAGGGAUCCAAUCCUCUUUGAGAGGCCUGAUGGACUAGGAAUUAAGAUGCCUGAUCCAGACUUUAGUGUCAGCUUUGUCAAGACGUUGGUUGGCAGCAGGCGCAUGAUUGAUGUCAUGGAUGUGAGCACUCAGAAGGGAACAGAGAUGUCCAUGGCUCAGUGGACACGUUACUACGAGACCCCUCCAGCUCAAAGAGAGAAGCUCUACAAUGUAAUCAGCCUGGAGUUCAGCCACACUAGGCUGGAGAAUCUGGUCAAAAGACCCACUACAGUGGAUUUAAUAGACUGGGUGGACAACAUGUGGCCUCGUCACCUGAAAGAAAGACAGAGGGAUUCCACCAACUCGAUCAACGAAAUGCAGUACCCCAAAGUACAGAAGUACUGCUUGAUGAGUGUGGAGGGCUGCUACACCGACUUUCACAUUGAUUUUGGAGGGACCUCUGUGUGGUAUCACAUACUGAGAGGAAGCAAGGUCUUCUGGCUGAUCCCUCCCACACCUCAGAACCUGGAGCUCUAUGAGAACUGGGUGCUGUCAGGGAAACAGGGGGAUAUUUUUCUGGGAGACAGAGCACCUGACUGUCAGAGGAUAGAACUGACGCAGGGCUGCACCUUCAUCAUACCUUCAGGUUGGAUUCAUGCUGUCUACACCCCUGUGGACUCGAUGGUGUUUGGUGGAAACUUCCUGCACAGCUUUAAUAUCUCUAUGCAGUUGAACAUUUGUAACAUCGAGGACAGAACACGGGUGCCUGUCAAGUUUCGUUACCCCUUUUACUAUGAGAUGUGCUGGUAUGUGUUAGAGCGCUACGUCUUCAGCCUGACCAGGACCUCCUACAUGACACCAGACUUCCAGAAAUACUCACUGGGCAUUGGUCUGAAGAAGCCCUCUGGCUCAGAUCUAGUUAGUGAGCAGGUGGAGGAGGCAGGUGGUAGCAGUGAUGAUGCAAUUUCAGAGCAGCCGUCUGACAAACCCACAGCAAAGGUUCAUUUGACUCCCCUGGAACUGGAAGGACUGUGGAACCUGCUGGGUAAACUGGAAAGUCUGCCCUCCAACAAGAAGUGUGUCCCUGCAGGCAUACACAAUGCCCCAGCACUCAUCACGCAUAUCAAGGUUCUGCUAAAGGAACAUGCCAACGACAACCCAAAGCUGUCCUACACAGGAAAGCCCAUCAUCAAGUGGCCAAAGAGGCCCCUGUGGUACCAGCCGCCUCCUCCUCCACCACCACCUCCUCGUCCCAAACUAGCGAGCACCCCAAUCAUCCCUCGACCACAGAAACCGGCCUCCUCCAUGUCUGUGCUGAGGCGUCGCAGAGUUAGAUGUAAACGCUGUGAAGCCUGUAUGAGGCCGGAGUGUGGGGAGUGUAACUUCUGCAGAGACAUGAAGAAGUUUGGAGGACCAGGAAAGCUCAAGCAGACCUGUGUCCUGCGACAGUGUCUCUCUCCGGGCCUUCCUCUCUCUGCAGUGUGUGAGGUCUGCAAAGAGCCCAACCAGGAGGAAACAGGAGACCUCUCCCUGACGCUGAUGGAGUGUUCCAACUGUGCACAGAUCGUGCAUCCUGCCUGUCUCACGGUUCAGGGUGAAGGUGUAGUGAACAAAGACCUGCCAAGCUGUUGGGAGUGUCCUAAAUGCGUCCAGGGCAUCACUGACCCAGAGUCGUCAGGCAGCGACGAAUCGUUGGCUGCCAGCCACCAGCAACACAUCCGCCCCCAUGGCCCCCUGGUCCUCCGGCUGGGCCACGGGCCCUCUGCUGCCGUAGGGGGUCCUGUGGGCUCCCAGCAGGACGGGGAUGUAGUCUGCUGCAGUUUCUUCCCUCCUCCUCCUCCUUCUUCUUCCUGUUCUUCCUCUUCCUCAGCGUCGCUUCUAUUGGUGGCGGCCCCUCUGCCUUCUCAGCCAAUCAGCUCGAGACUGUCCAAAGGAGACAAAGGUGACGGCCUUCCAGGGAAGCGAAAAUCUUCCACGCUGCUGGACGCUCGUAUGGCCAAGAUCUACAGACAACAGAGACACAGUCGUGAUGGCGAUGACUCUGCCAGUGAUGACGAUGAUGACGACGACGAUGAUUAUGAGGGUUCUCAGAGGAGGAAGAUGGCGCUGUACGCCAGAGGAGCAGGGCAGUCUUCCAGGAGGGGGUUUGGUGCCAACAGGAGAGGCUUGUUACGAGGAGGCUCGGCCCUUAGAGGUUCCAGAGGAGGCCUCAUGGGCCCUGGUUCCUCUGUCCUCAAGCUGAAGCGAGGGAUGGGUGUGAGGGAGGCUGGUCGGAGGGGCAGGGGGGUAAAGGUGAGGGGUGGCUCGAGGAUGCAAAGGAGAGGAGACGAGACUGAAGAGUCGGAUGAAGAUGACGAGGAUGAGGAUGAAGAGGAGGAGGAGGAGGAAGAAGAGGACAGUGAAGAUGGAGACAGAGAGCAACGGCACCGUCGAGGCAGAAGGAGGCGCAGAACAGACGAUGAGGAUGAGGACAGCGAGGGACAAGAAUUCGACCCUGAAGAAGAAGAGAUGGACACACUGGAAGACGAUGAGGAGGAGGAGGAGCUGGAGGACGGGCGGUGGGAUUCAGACCCAGAGCCCCCCGUCCUCCUGGUGUCGGAUCUGAGUGACGACCUGCUGAGCGGCUCCUACCUGACUGUCACUCUACAGCAGCCCCACAAGGCGAAGAAGAAUCCAUGCUCUAUAGUUCCAAAGCUGGAAGCAGCCAUGGGUCUGAGGGCAGCAUCAGUGGGAGCUGGUGGGCAGCAGGGCUUCAUCCACAGGAAGAUGACUCUGUCCAAAUCUUCCCGACUCAGGAGCACUGAUGGCACAGCUGAGAGUGGAGCAAGAGGACCCGGCAGGCCACGUCUGCGCGGUAAUCAUGGCGACUGCAGAGAUCGCACAGUGUCGUCUUCAGAAGAAGAAGAAGCUGCUGCGGCCCCUGCUUCCUCCUUGUCCCCUAUGUCCCUGCUGUCCCUGCCGUCCUUUAAGGAUGUUGGCAGCGAGAAGGGAGGGGAGAAGGAGGUGUGGGUGUCUGUAUUCAGCUACCUGAGCAGAGCUGAGCUUUUGGCCUGUAUGACUGUCUGCAAGGCCUGGUACAAAUGGAGCUGUGACAAGCGUCUGUGGAGCCAUGUGGACGUAAGUCGAUGCAGCUCCUUUAGUAACCAGGCCUUAGCAGGAAUAGUCAAACGCCAGCCCACCUCUCUGGACCUGUCCUGGACUCCUCUGGCCAAGCGACAACUCAACUGCCUGCUCACCAGGCUCCCUGGUCUCAGGGAGUUGAGGUUGACUGGUCUGCCCUGGUCCUGUCUGUCAGCCCUGGUCUCGCCCACCCUGCCUUACUUACGGCUCCUGGACCUGCGCUGGUGCGAAGGCAUUACAGACAGUCAGAUUAAGGACAUCAUCACCCCCCCGGAUUCAGAAUCGACUCGCAGCCGACUGAGGAACAUUGUGACGCUGCGUCUGUCUGGCCUGGACGUCAGUGAGUCUACUCUGAGGCUGCUGCAGCGCCACAUGCCCCAGUUGGAGAGGCUGGACCUGGCUUACUGCAGGGACAUCACUGACUCAUCCAUCGCUCUGCUGGCGUCAGCUGGGACUCACACACGCAACAACCUCAGCGAGCUCACAGUAGCAGGCUGCAUUGAACUGACAGACAGCUGUCUGUCCUACCUGAAGCGGCUCUCCUCCCUAACUCUGCUGGACCUCAGAGGCUGUACGAACAUCAGCAGACGAGCCUGUGACACCUUCAUCUCUGACCUGUCCCACGUUGCUGUCUACUGCAUGAUGGAGGAGAAGCUCAUCCAGCGGCUGGACGAGCACUGAAGGUGCUGCAGGAGAAAUGCUUGAAUGGAAUGGAGACAAAGGGUAAACCUGACGACAAUGGCAGUCGUCCUAACAUGAAUGUCUCCUGGUACAGAGUGUAAAUAAAGGUGUUUGUAGAAAGGUUUAUUUUUUAUUAUGGAGCAGUUCUUGCCUCUUGUCUGUUAAACCUGGUUCAACACUAUGGCCUGUUAUAAUAGGUCUUUGUAAUUCUAUUGCAUUGUCACACUAUUCUCCUCAUUUCAUUUAUAGAAUAGGAUACAGAUCGGUUAUUGUAUGGAGUAAAAUUAGACCCCCCAAAAGAGUGACAGUUUUGUGUCUGUAUAGUAUUUUUGAAGAUUGUUUUGUUACUGAAAUGUUUGUUAAAAUAUCUGAAACAAACCAAGUUGUUCCUGGACAAACUGAGUCCGCAGCUUCUGGAAUAAAAUGAUUCCAACUCC
Messenger RNA from Betta splendens (Siamese fighting fish), 4936 nucleotides. It is a transcript of the gene kdm2aa, whose product is annotated as lysine (K)-specific demethylase 2Aa. Gene Ontology annotation, biological process: regulation of transcription by RNA polymerase II; protein demethylation. Bases 510 to 4499 code for a protein of 1329 amino acids. Gene Ontology annotation, molecular function: transcription coregulator activity; histone demethylase activity; protein binding. NCBI's taxonomy places the organism in Eukaryota, Metazoa, Chordata, Actinopteri, Anabantiformes, Osphronemidae. The transcript has 26 exons. The record is from RefSeq and is a predicted model, not a curated record.